AUGGUAUGUCUGGGUGACACUGCUAACAUCGUGUACGCAACCUCCCUCAGUUCACAUUUUCCCGCUUUUUGCCUCCUCAAAUCACGACAAAACAAGCUCUUCUCUUCUACAGGCUCGUUCCCACAAGAAAUAGUCCUACACUUCAAGGGACAUGUCUUGAACCUCCUCACCCUCCACAUCUCCUCCUCCUACAUCAAAACCAUCUCCCUCUUCAAGUCAGUUAAAGACAAACCCAACUCUUGGGAACCAAUGAAAACGUACAUGUUCGAUGAUGACUGUGUACAGAUGCAACGUAACUCCCUGGAUUUACAAGCCGUAACAGCUACUUAUCUCAAAAUAGUGAUAGGAGCGGGUUUCAGCAACUUUGUUGCUGUGUAUGAUUUAGAUAUCAAAAGUAAAACUGUAACUUCUUCUCUGUAG
This is a messenger RNA of Bolinopsis microptera, 420 nucleotides long. RefSeq lists its product as uncharacterized. Gene Ontology annotation, cellular component: cilium; intraciliary transport particle B; centrosome. Lineage: Eukaryota; Metazoa; Ctenophora; Tentaculata; Lobata; Bolinopsidae. The coding region runs from base 1 to 420 and encodes 139 amino acids. The record is from RefSeq and is a predicted model, not a curated record. The transcript has 2 exons. Gene Ontology annotation, biological process: intraciliary transport.